Molecule: messenger RNA, 738 nt
Organism: Lachancea meyersii CBS 8951
Lineage: Eukaryota; Fungi; Ascomycota; Saccharomycetes; Saccharomycetales; Saccharomycetaceae
Source: the annotation of a GenBank genome assembly
AUGCUUCUGUUGGCAUUAAGCGAUGCUCACAUCCCGGAACGAGCGAUUGAUCUUCCGCAAAAGUUCAAGAAACUGAUAGGCGUGCCCAACAAAAUACAACAGGUGGUUCUUUUGGGUAAUUGUACGAAGAGCCACAGCUUUUUGAAGUUUGUGAACCAAAUCUCAUCGAAUGUGGUCAUAGUGAGAGGAGAGUUCGACACCAAGAGCGUGGCUUCGACCAAAAAUUCCCGGGAAGAGAUCCCAUUGAGCACCAUUAUCAAGCAGGGGGACUUCACCGUAGGCUGCUGCAACGGCUACACCAUUGUGCCCAAGAGCGAUCCACUGUCACUGCUAACGCUCGCGCGCCAGUUAGACGUUGAUAUCGUUCUGUGGGGUGGAACGCACAACGUCGAAGCCUACACGUUGGAGGGCAAGUUUUUUAUAAAUCCCGGCACCUGCACCGGGGCGUUCAGCACCGACUGGCCGCAAUCGCAGGAUCCAGAGCCAGAAACUGAGAAAUCGGACGCGGACAAGGCUGAAGCGUCAGUCACAGCUGCAAAUGCAACUGCAAAUGUAACUGCAACUGCAACUCAAACUGGAGCGUCCGAAAGCGAUUCCGAGGACGAAGACGAAAAUGAAGGCAAGAGCAUUCCUAGUUUCUGCCUGUUGGACAUCCAGGGCUCCACGUGUACCCUGUACAUCUACACACUCGCCGACAACGAGGUCAAGGUCGACAAAGUCGUCUACACUAAGAGCUGA